This is a messenger RNA of Owenia fusiformis, 391 nucleotides long. The record is from the annotation of a GenBank genome assembly. Lineage: Eukaryota; Metazoa; Annelida; Polychaeta; Sabellida; Oweniidae.
AAACAAUUGUAUAUUAUGUCAUGUCUGAGGAUGAUAAAGGCAAGGUAUGCCCAAAACACUGUGAGAUACAAACAAUUGUAAAUUAUGUCAUAUCUGAGGAUGAUAAAGGCAAGGUAUGCCCAAAACACUGUAAGAUACAAACAAUUCUAUAUUAUGUCAUGUUUGAGGAUGAUAAAGACAAGGUAUGCCCAAAACACUGUGAGAUACAAACAAUUGUAAAUUAUGUCAUGUUUGAGGAUGAUAAAGGCAAGGUAUGCCAAAAACACUGUGACAUACAAACAAUUGUAAAUUAUGUCAUGUUUGAGGAUGAUAAAGGCAAGGUUUGCCCAAAACACUGUGAGAUACAAACAAUUCUAUAUUAUGUCAUGUUUGAGGAUGAUAAAGACAAGGU